CUCUCCAUGGAAACACAAUUGAUCACAUGAUUGAUCAGGGUAGGCCACUAGGGCUUUCUUCUUUUUGGUUUUUUCCAGAAGUCAUAAACGGAUAUAGAAUAUACUCAAAGACCUCCUCAUGCUUUUAGUGGAGAGGCAAAGAAGGUCCGCUCUGGACUGGGGAAGGAAGCGCCUGCGACCUGGGCAAGAAGGUGGGGACUCACGCGGAGGGAGGCCGUUGUCUCUGGCGCUGAUGGUGACCGGAACACACCGGGGCCGCUGAACAUUCCUGUGCAAGUUUCUUCACCUUCCUGUGCAUCAGUAUUUACAUCGGGGAAAUAGUAAAUGCUGUGUGGAAAGGUAAAUGAGGCGGUCAGAGAAGGAAGUUCUGCGCGAGCGCAGCGACAGCGUGAAAGCCGUGAGGGCCGGGUGGAGCCGCGCCGGCCGCGUUCGCAGGUGUGGGAGUUGCCACACAUUUCAUCCGCCGGUCUCGGCCUUGAUCGCGACUCUCCUCGGCUGCGCUCCAGGACUCCAAUGGCAAACGCCGCCAGCUCCGCGUUCCUUCCCUGCCUGUCACUUCUGCUCGGGCUGUCUGGCUGGUCCCGGACGUGGCGCGCCGAUGCUCACUCUCUCUGGUACAACUUCACCAUCAUCCAUCAGCCCAGACCUGGACAACGGUGGUGUGAGGUCCAAGGCCAGGUGGAUCAAAAGAAUUUCCUCUCCUAUGACUGUGGCAGUGACAAGGUCUUAUCUGUGGGUCGCCUAGAAGAGCAGCUGAAUGCCACAGAUGUCUGGGGAAGACAACUGGAAAUGCUGAGAGAGGCAGGGCAGAGGCUCAGACUGGAACUGCCUGGCCUUGAGCUGGAGAAUUUCACCCCCAGUGGACCCGUCGUGCUGCAGGCCAGGAUGUCUUGUGAGUGUGAAGCCGAUGGACACAGCAAAGCAUCCUGGAAGUUCAGAUUUCAUGGACAGGAGUGCCUCCUCUUUGACUCAAACAGCAAAAAGUGGACAGUGGUUCAUGCUGGAGCCAGGCGGAUGAAAGAGAAGUGGGAGGAGGACAGGGAACUGACCGAUCUCUUCUGGAAGGUCUCCAUAGGAGACUGCGGGAGCUGGCUUCGGGACUUCCUGAUGCACAGGGAGAAGAGGCUGGAGCCCACAGCAUCACCCACCGUGACCCCAGGUACAGCCCAACCCAAAUCCAUGGCCACCAGCCUCAGUCCCUGGAGCCUCCUUCUCGUCCUUGUCUGUGUCAUCCUAUAUGUCAUCUGAGGAGAGUCUUUAGAGUGACAGGUGGAAGAUGACAACAAGCAACCACUGUUUGCCUGGUCUGCCUCCCGCUCUCCCUCAGGAAGGCCACCCAUCUACUCACCACUGUGCCUUGCUGGACAGCCAGGAGGUCAAGCCUUAGCAAGCCCACAGCCUGCAGCAGAUGAUGAGGGCGUUGGAGACCCAACCUCUCAUGCUAUUUUUCUUCACAUCUUCUGUCACUUUCUCUUGGUGCUAAUGGAUGGAAUUCCUGCACAAGUUAGAACUGGACAAGAAAUCCCAGCAAAAAGCAUUUUCUUUGUACUUUGGUGAUUGUGGGAAAGCAGACACUUCUCUGCAGCAUGACCUCGUUCUUCCAAACCAUAUUGCUAGUAAAAUCGCAUGCUGGGCUUCAGACCUCAGGGAUCCUUUCCACGCACUGACCAAGAAUCGUAUUAAUCCUUUUUAUUUUUAUGGUGUUUUACAUCUUCUCAUUCUGUAAAACUUACUGGAGUGAAGUGGCAUAAUCAUCACUCACUGUAAUCUCACCUGACAAAGGUCUAAUAUCCAGAAUCUAAUAUCUACAGAAUCUUGUUGAAUAUCCAGAACUCAACAAGCAAGACAAAAAAUCCAAUUAACAAAUGGGUAAAGAGAUGAACACUUUUAAAAGAAGACAUGCAAGUGGCCAAAUCAUCAGAUAGGUGCCAAUCAAAACCGCAGUGAGUUGCCACCUCUUACCUGUCACAAAGUCAGAGAUGGUGGUGGGGCUGCAGAGAAAGGAAACAGACACUGUGCGUGGGAAAGCGAACCUGUUCAUCCACUAUGGAAAGCAUUGUGGAGAUUUCUGCAAGAACUUAAAAUAGAACUACCAUUCAAACCAGCAACUCCACUAAUGGGGAUAUACCCAAAGGAAAAGUAUUUAUUUUGUCAAAAAGACACCUGCACCCAUAUGUUCAAUGCAGUGCUAUUCCCACUAGCAAGGACACAGAGUCAAUCUAAGUGAACUGAAUGAAAACAAUGUGGCACAUAGACACCAUGAAAAUCUAUGCAGCCAUGAAACACAGCAAAAUCAUGUCCACUUCAGCAACACGGAUGGAGCUAGAGGCUGUUAUCCUAACCAACCUAAUGAAGGACAGAAAGCCACAUACUGCAUGCUCCCAUUUGAAAGUGGCAGCUAAACAUUGAAUUCACAUGAACCAGAUGCUGGAGAUCACUAGAUGGGGGAGAGAGGAGGCGCACCUGGGCUGAAAACCACCUGUUGGGGACCCUGCUUACUGUUUGGGUGAUGGGAUCAUUGGGACACCAAGCCUCAGCCUCCCAAAAUCUACCCGUGUAGCAGCCCUCUAUGUGUACCCUUUAAUCUAUAAUAUAGGUUGAAAUUAAAGAUGAAUAAAUAAAAAUGACAUAAGGCCAAAAAAAAUGGGGUUAACUGAGAGAACUCUGCACUAUAAACCCUAACCCAGCUCAAAAAAUUAAACUCCAAUCGUUUAAAAUAAUCACAAGUUGUAUGCUGAUAAUUGAAUAAAAGUUAUACAUGUAAGUGCCAAACCCUAAAAUUAAACACCGCAUAAUAAAAUUA
Messenger RNA from Callithrix jacchus (white-tufted-ear marmoset), 2803 nucleotides. Its product is annotated as UL16-binding protein 3. Gene Ontology annotation, cellular component: external side of plasma membrane. The record is from RefSeq and is a predicted model, not a curated record. Lineage: Eukaryota; Metazoa; Chordata; Mammalia; Primates; Cebidae. Gene Ontology annotation, biological process: antigen processing and presentation of endogenous peptide antigen via MHC class I via ER pathway, TAP-independent; positive regulation of T cell mediated cytotoxicity; immune response.